This is a messenger RNA of Podarcis lilfordi (Lilford's wall lizard), 339 nucleotides long. Lineage: Eukaryota; Metazoa; Chordata; Lepidosauria; Squamata; Lacertidae. The record is from the annotation of a GenBank genome assembly.
AUGACUAUCCCUAUGAGCCAUAAAAAUGGGCCAAGAUAUACCACACUUGGUGCCUUUAGGUUUGGAAAAUCAGCAAGCACCACUUCAGCGAAUGAAAGCAAUAUUGCCCACUACUUUUGUUUGAAUGGAAGGCACUUUGGAACACAUCUGGACAAGGAAGCAGACUUGAAAAACAUGGUGCCUACUCGGGAUGAAAAGCAUUCCAACGGAACAACAGCAAGAGCUGCAACAGCUUUAGUGAAUGCUUUGAAGGAAGAAAUGUCUCUGCAAUUGAUGUCUAAACAGGAGCAUACGAAUACAUGGAUGGAUAUUCUGGAAGCAAAGUCUGGGAAUAUUUAA